This is a messenger RNA of Sitodiplosis mosellana (orange wheat blossom midge), 3202 nucleotides long. RefSeq names its product nuclear hormone receptor HR96 (gene Hr96). NCBI's taxonomy places the organism in Eukaryota, Metazoa, Arthropoda, Insecta, Diptera, Cecidomyiidae. Gene Ontology annotation, molecular function: nuclear receptor activity; zinc ion binding; RNA polymerase II cis-regulatory region sequence-specific DNA binding. Bases 688 to 2892 code for a protein of 734 amino acids. The record is from RefSeq and is a predicted model, not a curated record. Gene Ontology annotation, biological process: negative regulation of transcription by RNA polymerase II; cell differentiation; positive regulation of transcription by RNA polymerase II. The transcript has 4 exons.
AAUUGAAAGCGUUCGGCCCGUUGACAAUGACAGUUCUUCUGGUUUUGAUUAAACUUUGUUUAUGACUCAGUUUCAUCGCAUCUAUUUCUUUGAUUCUUUCGGUUUCGCUAUUAAUUCGCAUGUUCUUUUUUUUCUGCUGCUACUGCUGCUGCUGCUGGAUGAUUGUGUAUUCGUUUGAUCAGCGAUAUCACUGAGGCACUCUUUCUUUGCUGUUGUUAAAUACGAUUGAUUGUGCUGAAUUGUUUUUGUGAGUAGUCGAUCGAUUUUGCGCCUCGUACAGGUGUGAAGCUGUUGAUAGACAAACAUUGAACUCGCGACUAUGAUUAACACCACAACGAAGAUCGCUGCUCUAUACAGUUAUCAGUUCGGCGUUGAUACGACUCACUUACAUUUGUUUUUGUCAAAUAGCAAGGAGAUAAUAGCCCUUGUAUUGUAGCGCGUAUACACACACAUUUCCAAAGCCGCACAUUUUUCGUUAGCCACUCAACCAGAUUCGUAUUUUUAGUUGGUUGUAUAACUUGGUGUCAAUUCAACCGCGUUUCCCAUUCUAUCGCUUAAUUCAUAACUUAUUUCAUAUCACCCAUUCCGAGUAGCAAAUGAUUCGAGAGCCAAAAUUCCAAUGACGUACACACAACAACCGAGGCUCCGUAUUUUCGAUGGGUAUUUAUGAAUAUUUGAACAAGAAAAAUGUCCCAGAUAGACAAAGUGUGUAUGGUUUGCGGUGAUAAAGCGCUCGGAUAUAACUUUAAUGCGGUUACAUGUGAGAGUUGUAAGGCCUUCUUCCGACGCAAUGCUCUCUCUAGCAAGGAUUUUUCGUGCCCGUUCAACGAAACCUGCGAAAUUACAGUGGUUACCCGGCGAUUUUGUCAACGAUGUCGCCUACAGAAAUGUUUCAAAAUCGGAAUGCGAAAAGAGUAUAUUAUGACUGAAGAAGAUAAACUGUUAAAACGGAAGAAGGUGGAACAGAACAGAGCCAAACGAAAAUCAAAAGCAUCGGUGAGUAGUGGUGAUGAUAAAAUGAAAAAAGAGCAUGAGAAUCCAUUGAAUGAAUUCUGGGCGCAGGAUAAUUUAAUGGACACAAGCUCACCGGGCAGUUCGAACAGUGAGUGUUUGUCUGUAAGUGGAUUCCAAUCCGUUCCAAGCAUACUGUCAAACAGUUCCAUGAGUCCAACCAGCCCAUCUAGUUAUCCAACAGCACAGAAUUUGCCACAACAAUCACCACCAUUGAAAAUGCCAUAUCAACCAGCUGAAGCAACAGUUGAUGUCAGCACCACCAUAAGUAACACUCCAUCAAACAUCACAAAUUCGAUUACAUCGACUACAAACAACUAUCAAAUGAGUUUUCAAUCGCCACAACGAUUUGAAUGUCCCACAAAAGAUUCGAGCCCAAGUGAUAUUGUGAGCUUUUUCCUCAAUCACCCGAGUGAAUCGAGUAACUAUAUAAACAAUCUGAUGCCUAAUCAAAAAUCAGCAAUGGAAGUUAUCACAAAAAUCAUUCAGUCACAAAAGGAGGCGAUGAGAUUGAUCGGCCAUAUGAUCGGCUCUCCAGGAGAUGCCCUGAAGAUAAUCAACAAAAUCAUGAAUUCACCUUACCAUGCACUCACUGUUUUCACAAAAUUCAUGUCCUCACCAACGGAUGCUCUAGAAAUUAUUGCCAAAUGUGUGAAUUCACCGUCGGAUGUUCUGCAAUUUCUUCAACAACUGAUGACCACACCUGACAAUGCCGUGCAAAUAGUGGAUAAAUUCAUGAAUUCGCCGGGCGAAGCGAUGAAAAUGUUGAAUGACAUGGUCGAUAUUACGAUGGUCGAUUCGACAACAAAAAUGGAAAUCAGUGAAUUGAGCCAUCUCAUGGGCUGUCCAUCUGAGUCGGCUAGUGAAGUAAGACCAACCGAGCUCAUGCCAAAUGACACUGUUACCGAUACAUUAUUUUACACGAAAUCCAUGUCUAGUCCUACCAUUCGAAAUUUGCUGCAAUCUGCCAAUGGCGAAUCAUUACGCCCAAAGACCACACCAACUACAGAACAAUACGGAAAAGAUUCCGAAGACAUGGGUAAUGUGCGGCCAAAUACAUUGGAAUCUAUCAUAAGUGAUGCCAUCAAAAUCGAGUACAAUUGGAAUGGCAUCCGGGAACCAAGCAUCAACCGAGAAUUGAACGAUUCAGAAACGGCCAAACUGAAUGAGUUGAUUGUCGCCUACAAAGCAUUAUUCAUUCCACUGGAUGAGGAUAUAACGCCGUUGGUGCGAGAACGAAAUGAUACUUCAAACAAGACGGAAAAAAAUCCGGAGCAUCCGCAACUGUUGAUGCUUAUCAAUUUGACGGCGAUCGCAAUCAAGCGCCUAAUUAAAAUGGUCAAGAAAAUAAAUGCAUUCAAAAAUAUGUGUCAAGAAGACCAAGUUGCACUGCUGAAAGGAGGUAGCACCGAAAUGAUGAUUCUACGAUCAAUUAUGCAGUAUGAUGUAGACCACAAUACUUGGAAUAUACCGCACAGUCAGGAUAUUAUGUCAUCGAUAAAAAGUGACGUGCUCAAAUUGGCCAAGAACAACGUUUACGAGGAGUAUGACAAGUUCAUACGAACAUUUGAUCCACGUCUUCGACGGGAUGAAAAUAUUAUUCUAAUCAUGAGUGCCAUUGUCCUAUUCACUCCAACCCGUGCAAAAACAGUUCACACCGACGUUAUUAUCCUAGAACAGAAUUCCUAUUAUUAUUUAUUGAGACGAUACUUGGAAAGUAUAUACCCGGGCUGUGAAGCGAAAUCGUUAUUUUUAAAAUUGAUUCAGAAAAUCAAUGAACUGGAAUGCCUUAAAGACGUGAUCAUUUCAAUUUAUUUAGAUGUCAAUCCAAAUCAAGUGCAACCAUUGCUUCGGGAAAUUUUUGAUAUUAAAAACUACUAAGCUAAGCCGAUAGAUUUUUCCAAGAUGUGCCUUUAAAAAGGAGAACUAAGUCAAUGUGUUGAAUCAACCAAAAUUGAAUGGAAAAUGUGUUGUUUUCCUCUAAAUGCAUUUAAAAUAAAUUCUAUACCAAAAGUGUUAUUAUAUACAUAAUAUUAUAUUCUAUAAAGUAUACAUAUGAUUUGAAGAAAAGUGAAGCAUUUUGAUCCCCCCCUCUUUUGUAUACUGUUUAAAGAUGGGAUGGCGAUGAAAUUGCUGUUUAUCUAUUUUAUUAGUCAAAAUGACGUAUAAUAAAAAUGAAAAUAUUUGUAAA